Centropristis striata (black sea bass) is the source of this 3508-nucleotide messenger RNA. It is a transcript of the gene smpd3, whose product is annotated as sphingomyelin phosphodiesterase 3. Lineage: Eukaryota; Metazoa; Chordata; Actinopteri; Perciformes; Serranidae. Gene Ontology annotation, biological process: sphingomyelin metabolic process. Gene Ontology annotation, molecular function: sphingomyelin phosphodiesterase activity. Gene Ontology annotation, cellular component: extracellular region; cytoplasm. The record is from RefSeq and is a predicted model, not a curated record. The transcript is spliced from 10 exons. The coding region runs from base 594 to 2774 and encodes 726 amino acids.
GCUGUUCAAAGCGGUGUGGUGCUGAAGAGACAACGCUCCUCUCCUCUCACUCAGCCAGUCAGUCGCUCGCUCGAUUGCUCGGUUGCUCCGUAGCCAUCAGCUGCUCCGUGGACGCUGCUGCUGCUUUUUCCACCUCCUCAGAGAUCCUUUAUCCAUCACUUUUAAUCUGCACCGUUUACACCGCGCCUCGAAGCCCAUGCGGGAGACGUUUUUCCAACAAGUCCUGAGGAAACGGUGAUGUGCAGUCAUAGAUCCACCAUCAACAGAAAAGCACUCAUCAUGGAUACCCCCUACCUCCACACUGUGCUCCUGGACCCGCCCUGUAGAGGGUGUGAUUGCUGAGGGAGUGGUAGUGACGCUGAGACGGACAAGCUCGACAAGAAAAAUCACCCAAACCAUGUAGUAUACCUCUCUCCAAGGAGGGGGAGGGUCUACAUUUGAGUCUGAUUUAUUUUCUAUUUAUUUGUGUUGAUGUGAAUUCUGCGACAGAUUUGUGUUUGCUUGUUUAAAGUGUGUGUGUGUGUGUGUGGGUGUGGACAUAGCGUGCAUGGUGAGGAGAAAGUUACAAGAAAGAGAGAGAAAGAAAGAAAGAGAUGGUCCUCCACACCACCCCUUACUCCAGUGCCUGUCUGCACUUCCUGGAUGGCUUGUCGUGGAGCCUGGUGUUCCCCUGCUACUGGCUCCUGGACCGGCUGCUCGCCUCCUGCGUGGCCACAUCGCUGGAGAAGCGCCAACGCUCCCAGGAUCCCUGCUCCUUCCUCACCUUGUGUGUGCUGAUAUCUGCACCCCUUUAUCUGCUCCUCCUCUUCGCCUCGCUGCCCUUCGCCCUGCUGGGCUUCAUCAUCUGGGCUCCCCUGCAGGCUGUCCGCCAGCCCUACCUGUACACCUACCGCAGACCAGACAAACACCAGGCCGAGCAGGGCCAGGCUGGGCCGGGGGGUGUUGGCAUCGGGGAAUGGAGGCCACAGGGCAGAAGCUUCUGUUUCUGCAGUGCCAACGUAUGCCUGCUGCCCGACUCCCUGGCCAGGUUUAACAAUCUGUCAGACACACAUAGGAGAGCCAGGGAGGUGGGGAAGAGGAUCCGCAACGGUGCCAGUCGUCCUCAGAUUAAAAUCUACAUCGACUCACCGACCAAUACUUCCAUCAGUGCGGCAUCAUUCAGCAGCCUUGCCACAGGUUUCCGCCGUACCUCCUCUCUAGACCAGCGUCCAGACCAAACACACACCACCAAUGGCCCAGCUGACACCGAAACCGAACCCCUCACCGAGUGCCCAAUUCACCCCUCAGGUGCCACCGACUGCCCUGUUCACCCCUCUGCAGGAGACCAGGGUUCCUCUGAAUGCCCCCUUCACACAGACAGAGGAGACGCGACAGCAGACUGCCCCCUUCACUCCCACUCUGCAGAGACUAACGGCAGCUCGGACUGUCCCGUUCACACCUCAGGGGAACCUCCACACUGCCCCAUGCAUUCUACGGGGGCUCAGAGUGGCCAAAGCCAUCAUGACUGUCCCAUGCAUGGGGAAGGGACCCAGACAAAACAAUCCUCAGACUGCCCCCUUCACACCUCAGGGGUUCAAAUAAGUAUCAGUGCCCCAGAGCCAGACCCACAGGAGGAGGAGGCCAAAACAGGGAACCAUCGGCCUGGGGAGCAGGCAGGGGGAGACACAGGCAGCAUGACUGCCUCCAGGGAAUCCCUUGCUCGUUACCAUGGGGGUGAAGGUGGCAUAGGGAUAUCUUCUAACAAUACUCUCUCUCACGUCCCUCGCACGUCAAUCUUUAAGCGCCCGGGACGAAAACGUCGCCACGGAGACGAGACAUUCGACCAUGAGAUCUCUGCCUUUUUCCCCGCCAACUUGGAUUUCUUGGCUCUACAGGAAGUGUUCGACCACGGAUCGACGGACAGACUGCGGCGGCAGUUGCACCGCUACUUCCCCUACGUGCUGACUGAUGUUGGCCGGUAUGGUUGGAAAGGCUGCUGCUCAAGGUUCAAAUUCCUGAACAGUGGACUGCUGCUGGCCAGCCGCUACCCGAUCCUGGAUGCACGGUUUGAGUGCUACCCCAAUGGGAGAGGGGAGGAUGCACUGGCUGCCAAGGGGGCUCUGUUUGCCAAGGUUCACGUGGGCACCUCCCAUCAGGAGCAAAGAGUAGUGGGAUAUCUCACGUGUACACACCUCCACGCCAUUGAAGGUGAUUCCUCUGUACGCUGUGAGCAGCUGGACCUGUUGCUCCAGUGGGGGGCUGAGUUUCGCCAAUCCUCAUCCCAACCACCUGAAGGAGAGAAGGUGCUGGAAGACCUGGUGGCCUUUGAUGUCAUCCUGGGAGAUCUCAACUUUGAUAACUGCUCUUCAGAGGACAAGCUGGAGCAGCAGCAUGCACUUUUUACUCAAUACAAGGACCCAUGUCGCCUGGGGCCAGGGGAGGACAAACCUUGGGCUCUGGGUACUUUACUGGAUCCCAGUGGCCUUUAUGACGACGAGGUCAGCUCACCUGAAAGUUUACAAAAAGUGAUGGAGAACGAGGAGGGGAGGAAGGAGUACUUGGUGUUUCCUCCCAGUAAGAGCCAAUGUCCUGCCAGCAGUCAGAAGGGCAGGAAGAUCCCACUGAAGGGCAACGGACGCCGGAUUGACUACAUGCUCUACAGCGACGAGGGCCUGCAGCCGGACUGGAAACUGGAUAUCGAGGAGUUCAGCUUUGUCACCCAGUUGGCCGGCCUCACUGAUCACCUGUCUGUGGCCAUGCGAUUGGCUGUUUCCACUGGGGAAGAGGAGCCUUAGUUUGACUACCUGAGCUUUUUUUUUUUUUUUUAAGAAAUACUGCCACGGAGGAGUGACAGACAACCAGGAAGAGAAGAGGAGAUUAAGAGUUUACACACAUGGAGCUGCUUUGAGAGGGACAAAAUGCAGUUCUAUGAGAGGAUUGAAGACAGAGUGAAAUGCAUCACUGGAGGAGCACACAGUGGUGAAUGCAUAUAAAGAAGGUAGAGGAAAGAUACAGACUCUGGAGAGGAGAGAUUAGUAGGGAAAUUCAGUUUGGAAAAGGCAGAAAGAGAAUCAUCUUCCUACCACACACAAACACACACUAGAUACAGUACCUAACACACAAACACAAUUGAUCGACAUUUUGACUGUUUGAAUAUUGCUUGGCAUCUCCACUCUUCUCCUCCACCACUCCGAGUCGAACUGAAAUCAGAGGUUUUUAUUUACAGUGAAUUGUUUUAUGUAGCUAAUUUACACACACUCCUUUUAUUGGAUCCCUUUUAGCUGUAGUGUACGUUUCUUUUCUUUUUUUUAUUAUUCUACCUUCAGGGACAGUUGAUCUUCUUAGUGACUAUGUAUAAAAGGAAAACACAUAAUUUAAGUGAUAAGAGUGAAGCGUACAGCUACUGUCUGGCCUUUACAAUGACCGUGUGUGUCCUUGUGUCGUGCUCCUUCCUGAAUGGCCGUUCGUUGGUCGUUCACCUUACUACUCCCACAUCAGUCCCAGGAACCUCAACAAAGUGUCUUUUUUU